Cucumis sativus (cucumber) is the source of this 1127-nucleotide messenger RNA. Its product is annotated as ethylene-responsive transcription factor ERF061. Lineage: Eukaryota; Viridiplantae; Streptophyta; Magnoliopsida; Cucurbitales; Cucurbitaceae. Gene Ontology annotation, biological process: regulation of DNA-templated transcription. The coding region runs from base 128 to 1063 and encodes 311 amino acids. Gene Ontology annotation, molecular function: DNA binding; DNA-binding transcription factor activity. The transcript has a single exon. The record is from RefSeq and is a predicted model, not a curated record.
AAAGAACCCAUUUUCUAAACUCUCUUCACCCCACCUAUAAAUACCACCAUUUUUCACUUAUACUCCCAAAAUCCUAAUCUUCUUCUUCCCCAUUUUCCUGGAAAAAAGAAAGAAAAUCAAAACCUUCAUGAACAACAAAAUGCAAGAGCAGUUAAACAAUCCCCAAUUCAUUUCCAAUUCCAAAAGCUUCACCGACAUUAGAACUCUCCUCUCCAAUCUCCUCCUCUCUCCCCAUUCAACCAACACUCUCGAUUCCAUUUUCUCCCACUGUCUCCCUUCCUCCGCUGCUCCUCCAACGGAGUCGCCGCUUGGCUCCUCUGUUUAUCUCCGCCAGAGAGAUCUUGUCCACCAAUUCUGUUUAGAGAAUCGAGAUGCCUGCUCCUCGGCCAAUUUGCACCUCCACCCACUUGGAAUCUCCACUGGAUAUGGUGGUUUUCCGACGGCGGUCAAGAAGAAGCUGUACAGGGGAGUGAGACAGAGGCAUUGGGGAAAAUGGGUGGCGGAGAUUAGACUGCCGCAAAAUAGGAUGAGGGUUUGGUUGGGAACUUACGACACGGCGGAGGCCGCCGCGUAUGCGUAUGACAGGGCGGCGUAUAAGCUCAGAGGAGAAUACGCGAGGCUGAAUUUUCCGAAUUUGAAGGACUUUAGAAAUUUGGGAUUCGCGGAUUGCGGCCGAUUGAAUGCUCUGAAGAACUCUGUGGAUGCAAAAAUUCAAGCAAUUUGUUUGAAGAUGAAGAAGGAAAAGGCUAAAAAGAAUAGCAAGAAAUCGGAUCCCAAAAACGGAGCCGUUUCUGAAUCCUGUUCGAUGUCGUCGUCGUCGCCGGCAGUGGAAGAGUGGUGUCGGAGCGGUGAAAUGGGGUGCUCGUCUGUGGUUUCAGAAGAUGGGUUUUGGAGGUCGGAGAAUUCUCCGCCGGCGUCAUCGUCGUCCUCAGGUUCGGCGGAGUCAUCGGCGGCGGUGGCGGCGGAGGCGGUGGUCGGGGAAGGUGUUUGUGAAGGGUAUUCUUCAUUGGCGAAGAUGCCGUCUUUCGAUCCAGAUUUGAUCUGGGAAGUUCUUGCAAAUUAAAUUAAAUUAAAUUUCUUUUUUCUUUCAAUCUAAGUAAUAAAAUUUCUCAUAUAGUUUUUGUAAA